UGGCACCCUGUUCGCCCCGACCUGAGUGUCUGCGCUAUGAGUGAGGCGAUUGGCACAUCGCUGGGAAUUGUGGCGUAGCCAUUCCCUCAACCUCGUAGUUUAUUGAUCUUUUUAUAAUCGGCGGGCUCGUAGAGUAUAGCUUAAUAGAGGGGUUAACUUGCCCCGCCUGCCGCCGGUUUGCGAACUGGAUAAAGCUCGGAGGCCCUUUCAAUCUCCCCAAGGUUACAAAAAAAAAACUUUUUCUGAAGUCUCCCAAUGCAAAUCCAAAAAUGGUGGGUAUGUAAAGCCAUUCACAAAAUGGAUGCAGAUAUGCGACUCGCAAAAGCCAAAAAGCAGAUCGCAGCUUUUCAAGCUUUUGGAUGAGUUUACAGUGUUCAUGUAGGUCAGAUUCAUAUCGGAAAUAACGCACUGCUACUUAUACUUCACAGCUACUACUACAUGUCCGAAUACCGAAAUGCUUCUGUAUGUAGACAUUUUGACUCCGUACCAGAGGUUUAUUAUGGUUUUCGUCAGUGUCCUUGUUCAUAUCCCUCUUGACCUCGCACCAGAACCUAGCGAAGGAAGGACAGUACGCGAUGCGUGAAGAAGUGAGAUUUAUUGAUGGUAAUGGAACGUCCGCUGAACUACAACUACAGCGGAUGUUUGAUGCCGAUUGGAAAAAAUUUGCGAACGAGAAAGAUACGAGCUUGUCUAGCAAAGAUACACAUAAAGAUGGUGAUGAGAUCUUGCAGUAAGUAAGUACUUGAUGAAUCUGAGCCCGUUCUUAUUCUUUGGGUAUCAUGCAAGCACGGGAACAAGAACUUUUGCGACAGACUGAGUUUCGACACUAUCUAUGUCUACAACAAUCAGAACUCAGAAAGUCUACACAACCAGCUCACUAGUUGUCACUCUAGCGACCCCUCCCUCUACCAGCAUGGUCUGUUUAGUUUUGAAAGUGGCCAUCUUAUAGGUAUGCGGCGCGCUCACGUUUAGGGCUUCUGCCGGUUUUAUUGUAGUUGUGGCACCUCUUUUGUCGUUCGCUACAUGCGCAACCCUGUUGGGAUUGCUGGGGAACCUGUUAGGGUGGAACUUAGUGCUUUACACUCGAGUCGUGCUACUACUGGGGACUGUGGGCUAUGCACUCUCAAAGAUACUGUUUUCUCAGGGGCCUACGAACGAGUGGAAGCUCGCAACAUUCAAGGUAAUCAACGCCCACUAGUUACUUGUAUCACAGUACUGAAAAACUUCUGCUAGGAAUACAACCUCAACCACGUUUGUAGUCAGCCACAGAAUACUGCAGACUGGAGUCUUGGGGAUUUCCUGGCCAACGAACGUGCAGAAAAGGUAGAUAGUGAGCUGCUUAAGGUAUUGCUAGAAAGCAACAGCAUCGAGCACACAGCAGUCUCACGAACGCAGUAAAAGAACGUCAAGAUGCUGAUUCCAAGAAAGCGUAAGAAAUUUAUUGGACCACAAGAGCAGUCGAGUACUCUUGUGCAGAAUUUUGACUUACAAGCUCCUUUGUCGUCCUCCACUAGAUUCGACUAAGUACAAUCGUAGAUAAAUGAAAUUAAAUACCACCCAUCUUCUCCAUUUUUUUAUAAUAGUUCUUACAUUUUUAUCAGUUCUUACGAAUAAUAACAUUAUCAGUUCUUACAAUAUAAGUAUUUAUGAUAAGUUGAUGUAUGAAUUAAAUGGCCGUGUAGUUUUUAAUACAUGACAAGAAAGUGAUCGAGUAGACUCAAUACACAGUGAACUGUGCACAAAUUUUGACCUUUUUGAAAAGUCCGAUACUACAAGUUAACUUGAAUACAAGAAU
Molecule: messenger RNA, 1795 nt
Organism: Amoebophrya sp. A25
Lineage: Eukaryota; Dinophyceae; Syndiniales; Amoebophryaceae
Source: the annotation of a GenBank genome assembly